Molecule: messenger RNA, 843 nt
Organism: Drosophila gunungcola (fruit fly)
Lineage: Eukaryota; Metazoa; Arthropoda; Insecta; Diptera; Drosophilidae
Product: keratin-associated protein 6-2
Exons: 3
Coding region: 118-843 (241 amino acids)
Source: RefSeq, a predicted model, not a curated record
GCGUUGGGCCGGCACUGAAAUCAUUAGACAAGUGUCGAUCGGCGCGUGCGCAACAGAGUCUUAGAGGAGCAGCAAGCCACCAGCAUACAGUGAACACCACAAACAGGCAACCACAACAUGAAGUGCUUUUUGAUCCUGAUAGCGACCAGUCUGGUGCUGAGUGCCUGGGCCCAGGACGCGGCGGAGACUGACCUCGAGCAGGUGGCAUCGGCAUCGGCUCCGGCAGCGGUGGCAGUUGAGGAUCAGGUGGGCGCCGCCAGCAGCUAUGCGCCGCUGCAGGAUAAGAAGCAGGAGAAGCGCUAUGUUGGUGGAUACGGUGGCUACGGUGGGGCAGGAUACGGCGGCGGCUACGGAGCAGGCUACGGCGGCGGAUAUGGCGGUGGCUACGGCGGCUAUGGCUCUGCCUUGGGAGCGGGUUACGGCGGAGCCUACGGCAGUGGCAUUGGCGUGGAUAGCUACUACAAUCCGUACAACUCGCGCUCGCUGGGUGGAUUAGGUGAGGAUGGCGCUGCAGUGGCCGGAUACGGUGGCUAUGGAUCCGCUCUGGGUGGCUAUGGAUCCGCACUGGGUGGCUAUGGAUCGGGACUGGGUGGCUAUGCUGGCUCCUACAACUCGAAUCCCUAUGCGCUGUCCUACUACAAUGGCAGGCUGGGCGCCGGAGCCGGAGGCACUGGCUAUCCGUACUACAACACCCGGUUCGGAGCCGGCGGCUAUCCGUCCAGCUACUAUACGAGCAACUACGGCAACAGCGUGGUGGGCGGCGGCUUGGGCGCCCUGGGCGGAGUGCCGCCCAUCGGAUCCGGCUACAACUACGGCUCCGGCAUCUCGGGCACCGUCUACUAG